GAGUGAGAACGAGUGAGAUGAUGAGAAAGAAGAGGGGAGGGAACGGACGGACGGUCACGUGCACGUUGAGCGAGUCUCUCAUCACAACGACCUUCAGUUCAUCGCCGAACGUUCCUCGUACGAGUAGGGUAAUUUACUUGCUUCUAACCGGCACUAACAUAACCUUAACAAAUUCUUUGAUAUAUCCGUUCUUCAUUUCAAAGUGUCUGCUGUUACUAUGAUCACAGAUAGAACGAGACUCGCUUAUGUUACUGCAGCCGCAGUUGGCGCCGGUACAGCAGUUUUCUUUAUUUGGUGGUGGUGGAGUCGCAAACAGAAGUAUCAGGCACCUUCGAAAUGGAGAAAGGUCGGUGAACUUAGCGAUCUCGCUACAUAUCCGGUGAAAUCAUUGGGCCCAAUUAGAUACACGACGAUGGAGUGUACUAUGUUGGGCCUUAGAGUGGGAUGGUUACGCGAUCGGACGUUAAUGGUUAUCGAUCUUGAUGGAAACUUUGUCACUGGUAGACAAUUACCAAAAAUGGUUCAGGUAUCACCAAGCAUUACGGGUUCGGUGUUAACCUUGAAUGCUCCAGGAAUGAUGUCGGUGUCAAUAGAUCUUGCUUGUAUUAGAGGAAAAAGUUUUCGUGCUGCGGUAUGGGGUCAAGCAGUAGCUGCUUGCGAUUGUGGAGAAGAAGCAGCCAGAUGGUUGUCACGUUUUCUUCUUCAGGAAGAUACCGGUCUUCGUUUGGUUUAUUAUCCGUUAGAACGGCCAUCGAGAGAAAUAAGAGAGAAGAACAGGGUCUUUCCUUUGACCGAGACUAUAGAUACCGGCGCUUAUCCAGAUGCUACGAGCUAUAGUCUCAUAAACGAGUCCUCUGUAACGGAUUUAAAUUCUCGAUUGGAAGAACCGGUAACACCGUCGAACUUUCGAGCAAAUUUUGUCGUUAAAGGAGCUAUCGCCUUGGAAGAAGAUAUUUGGGAUUGGGUUAAGAUCGGAGAUGUGAUUUUUAGAAACAUUAAGCCUUGCACAAGGUGUAUAUUUACCACGGUUGAUCCUGAAACGGGUAAAAAAAAUCCGAAGGUCGAACCUUUAAAGACAUUGAAAAGCUAUAGACAGAUCAUGGAUCCGGAUAUUCGUCCUUUUACUGGGGAUUGUCCAGUCAUGGGAAUUCAUCUUGGUUUGAGAGGACCAAAUGGCACCGUACGUUUGGGCGAUGCAGUUUAUGUUGGCAUUCCGAACGAGGAAGAAACCCCUGUAAUAUCGCCUCCAUAGCUACACCGAUGGGCCUCCUGUGAGGAUGAAAUUAUUUUUGACGAAGUGAAUUCUCUCGUUGGAGACCAUAGAACGUGACAUGUUCACAUUGGGGAGAUAUAAAAAAAAAUUAUAUCCAACAUGUUGUUCCUCUCCGAACUUCGAAAUAGAUUCUACAAAGCUACGUACUUAUUAAGAUUAGCGAUAAUAUUAAGAAAAGAUUUUUCGAAUAAUAUUUUCACCAUAAUCGUGUCGACAAAAUUCGGCAUAAUCAAGAGUAUACGUACGGACAAUUCAUAAAAAAUUUCUUUGCUAA
Molecule: messenger RNA, 1547 nt
Organism: Vespula pensylvanica (western yellowjacket)
Lineage: Eukaryota; Metazoa; Arthropoda; Insecta; Hymenoptera; Vespidae
Gene: Marc
Product: mitochondrial amidoxime-reducing component 1
Exons: 5
Coding region: 218-1252 (344 amino acids)
Molecular function (GO): molybdenum ion binding; pyridoxal phosphate binding; catalytic activity
Source: RefSeq, a predicted model, not a curated record